AUGGCCUGUCCCAUCCCUAGCGACCAGAUUCGCCAGAACCUUGAGCGGUCCGCUCGUGAAAAGGGUUUGGGCUCUCCGUUCCAGCUGGGAGGCCCAUACAAACCAGGCUCACAUAUUGAGAACCCAACCUUGGGAAACGGUGAUCUCAAGCAUCCGGAACCGGGAUUCUACUUUGCCUGUCCACCGAACAGGUCCUAUAGUUUCUCCGUCGCUAUGAAGAAGGGGCGAGGAGUGUAUGGUAGGCCCUCAGGGAUUCGGCUUCAACGCGGCUUCCUCCCCUAUCGGAACCUCAAUGCCGACACCUCUGAACACACCUGGUAUCGGGCGGCGCAACUUCAAAGGAGCUUCCCAGAUAUUUGUAAGAAAGUAAACAAGCGCCCAGAGGAAUGGGAGGAUCUGUACGAAUACUUUGACGGAGAGGACAUCUACCAAAUGGGUGCCUACAACGCCUGGUGCGUGGUCAAUGUGCUCUACGAGAUGAACCUUCACAUCCGCGAGGACAUCGAGGCCGAGUGGAAAAAGUUGAUGGAUUUGGCUCUCCAUGAAUGGCUCGCCAACUUUGAUGAUGCCAAAGAUAAGCUUCUAGCUUUCGAGAGGAGCAAGACCACUGACAGCAUCCUCACUGUACUGGAUGAUGCAUCCAACGUCUUUGAUCUUAAAGCAUUGACACCAAACCAGAAGGCAAUCCUGGCGAUACGGACUGGUCUACUGCGUGAGAAACUACUGACAGAGUCGUCAGCAGAGAACAGCAGCGUGACUCUCACUACCCAGUCCAAGCCAACCUUGCACCUUCCUGAGGUUAUAAAUGACCAUUAUGUUGACAUGCCACUUUCGGCUCCACCAGCCGUCUCAUAUUUCCAGACACAGUCGACUCGGCCUGAAUCAUCUCAGAUGCCGGCCUCGACACCGGUGGUGUGCAGCACUCUCAGUGACGAGACUCAAGGCAGUUUCAAAGCAGAGGCAAAAAGCAACAAACUCGACCACCCAAAGACUCCCGAACAUAGGCGGUUCCAGAGCCGAAGCAAUCACGUUUCCCCGACCAAGGUUCCUCAGCAUCGUCAGCCUGCACUCAAUGCUCCAGUGCCUCUGUUCUUUGGCUCACAUUCCCCUGACAAGGGAGAUCAAGGAGGCCGAGUGCCAGCACCGCCGCUGCUUGUCCAACGGGGAGCGUCUGCCCCUCUUGGAUUCCAGCCCCAUCAACAGUUCCCUGUGGCAGUCCCUCAAGGCUAUCAAGGUCCGCAGAUGCAGCCUCCGUCUGUGCUACCAGAUCAGAAUCAUCGGGUACGCUUCCAUCCGUCCUCGUCUGCCGACAAUAUUGAGAGCUACAACAGCACCAGCCAGCAGCAGCAGGCUCAGUCCCGGCAUGUGCAACAGCCCUCGACUGGCAACAUGUCUCAUCGCUCACGCAACUCGAGCACAAGCCCCCAGAAGAACGGAACUUGGGAGCCCCGUGACGUACCCAACUCCAUUCAUGGCCCUGUCGUGUGCCGCUCCGGUUCCCGUCGUGACAGCACCUGCCACGACGGUGGCUCGAAUCUGUCACUCAACAGCGAGACCCGACAUGCUUCAUCAUCGGUAUUGGAGGACCGGAAGAACCUACCCCAUGGCCAAAUUAACGGCCACACCCACAGGCAGCAACAACAUUGCGCCAAUGCUUCUCUCAGCCCAUUUGAACCUUCGACUCAGUGCGAAUGCCGCUUGUGCUGUGGCAAGAGCCGCAGCCUCAUCGUCUUCUUUGACAAGGAGUCUGUGACCGAGUCUCACUUGGAUGGCCUGCGCAGGAUCUUUAGCCACUGGGGACAGAUUGAGCAUGCAAGCAUCUUGUCGAACAAGCGUUAUCAAAAAUCUAAUUUUCAGGUGGCUCUUGUUCGGUACUCUAGCGAUUCCGUGCCGCCAACCGUGCUUCUGGAUAUGCUACCGUCACGGCCAUGUCGUCUGGGAAACAGUAUAAUCCGCGUCAGGCAUCCCAAGGGAUCCAAGCACUUCGCUGGUUAUCAUGCCUCUCCGACCCGCCGUCGCAACUCUGUCGCCAACGGCGUCGCUGCUUCGGGGUCUGUGCCGUCACAUCAGCACCAAAUUCAGGGCAACAAUUCCAUGGCGCAGCCCUCUUGGCCUGUCGACAAUAAGCAGCCCAAUGGCAACGGUCCUAACCCGGGUCAGCAUCCGAAGAAGCCUGCUCACGUUUCCCAAUUGACGCUAGGUCGGGAUCAGCAGCAACCGCAAUACGGCAGCAUCGGACCCGGUCAGACUGGUCUGCCGACUCCACCUCAGUCGGCAAACCUAAACAUGCCCGUCCCGCCAGUACAGGCAUCGAUGUAUAACAUGGGAGGGCUGUCGUAUCAAAUGGCGCCUUUGCCUAGUGGAAUGUCGGCCUAUGCCCACAAUCAGCCACCGUUCAAUUCUGUGACGACGUAUCCUUCGGCAGCUCCCGCUUCAUUGCCAGGCCAGGCCACAUUCAUUUACCAACCGCAGCCUGCUCUUCACAAUCCACCUCAGCAGGCCGGCGUCUUCCUUGGCUUAUCCGCGCCUCCUGCGGUCCCUGCGGCUACUGCUGGGCCUGGCCAUAGCCUGCCAGCCAAGCCAAUGGUAGUUACGAGCGCUAAUGGAGGGCAGAGCAUCACAUCUCAGACCGGACAAGACAGUCGCCACGAUAGUAGGAAGGUAUCUCGAGAAGGCUCUCCCAAGAAACAACUUCCCAGCAGCAAGGUCCAACCGCCUCAUGCGGCCAGCUCGAUGACCCAGCAGGAGCCCGCUGAGAAAGGCAAAGACACAGAGACCAAGACCAACGAGCCCAAGAAGGUUUCCGCGGCCAUCGCCACAGACUUGACUGAAAAGGCCGAUUCCGGAUCGUCCACCGCCACUUCAUCUUUUGUGGUACUGACGCCCAACUCAUCCUUCAACGGCGCCAGCAAUGAGAACUCGCCGGCUCGGUCUCAGCUUGAGGUUGAGGUCCGCGACGGCAAUAUCAUCGAUUAUGGGACCGUUCGCAUCCGGGUCAAGAAGAAUCCCGGUCCGAGUUCUCUCUACAGCGAGUGGAUGAUGUCUGCCGACAACUACGCAGGCACUGUGAAGGAAGCGGCCAUGGAGCUUUCGCCGGAUGCUGAGCAAGGUGACGACGUUGUAGUAUCGACCAAAAUUACCAAAGCUGAAGACUUGCAGGAGCCCGAUGGGCGCUCCGUGGUGCAUGUGGAUGAGAAACUGACCAAUCCUGCAAUGAAGUCCGAUGGUUGCGAACAGGUUCCCGUCACGGCGGGUGCAGAUGAAAAGCAAAGCGGGCCCAAGAAGGGUAAGAGCAAAAAGAAGAGCAAGCGUAACAACCAUAAAAAGACGUUGCAGGCGCCCUCGGAGAUCAGCGACGGGAGCCGCACAAUGAGCUUGGUAUCUGGUCCCUCUGGUCGAGUGACCCCAGAGCCCGCGGCACAUAACAAGCAAGCUGGCGAUGCAGCCGGUGAAACCAAGUCUCCAGCCGACAACGGACCACCAUCACCACCGCAAGAAGUGGCUGAUCUGGCUGUAACCAAGACGCGGGCGGGCAGUGAAGGAGCCGCGGCGCUAGCCAAUGACAACAUGCCCGUGAUUGCUCCUCCCUCGGACCAGACUGGGCCCGAGAACUCGCCCUUUGCGUCGCAAAAGGACGAAAUUUCUCGGCGGCUGGGCGACCGAGAGCCCCCGGUUUCUUCGGUCAUGAGCAAGCCUCCUCCCAAGCUGAUGAUCACGCAGACGAUCAGGAGCAGCACGCUGCCGGCCGGCUUCGACCCAUUUCCUCGAGCCGCGCCUUUGCGGACCGCCACUCCUAAUGCAGCCACUGUUGCAGAUCAACAAGACCAGCGCAAGCUACCGCCGCCGCCGCCGCCGCCGGCUGCACGCGAACUGACACCUCCUGCCACGCCAAAGAAGGACACAUCUUAUUCUGAUUAUCCUCCGGUGCAAGCGGGUACAGUCAAGCUGCCUCCUUCCCCACCAUUGCCAUCCAGCAGGCAGCCUAGCUUCAACCCCAAUGCUCAGGUGUUCGUAUCUGAGGGAUCGCGACAGCCGCCGCGCUUGUUUCAAGGGGCUGCUUCACAACCUGCCGAACAGCAGGAGCCCAAGAAAUUUCAAAAGAAGAAGAAAAAGACGACCAAAAAGUCCCAGAAGAACCAGCAGAACCAGCAAGAAAAGCCCGCUGAUCCCGGUGCGAGCAACGAGUUCAUAAACAGUACCAACUGGCGCGCGACGGGAACUCACGCUGCGAGCACUCAAAAUACCAAUGGCGUCCAGAAGCCGCAAGAAACCGCAAAAUCGCAGGGCAAUACAGCAGCAGCAGCAGCAGCAGCAGCAGCAGCAGCAGCAGCAGUCCAUGGUAGCACCGGCAGCAGCAACCGCAAUGCAGAUAGUCCACUGACGCCAUCAACGCCCCCCGAGCCCGCCUACAAAAAGGGCGACAAGCUAGACGUCAGCAAGGGGGAGACGUUCCUCAAGCACCGUUUCAACGUCAUGACGGAGCUCAAGGGCCGGUCGCAGAAGGAGGACAGGAGCAGCAGGCUCGCUUCGGCCGCCUCCGCCUCGGCGGCUGGUGGUGACUCGUCCAUGUCGUCCACGGCGGCAAAGACCAGCGCCGACAGCAACAAAAGCCCAAUCCCGCCCACUGAGUCCUACAGGGCCUGGCCCAGCCUCCCCAGCAGACCUCCGACGGACCAGCAGGAUGCGCCAUUGUUGACGCCCCGCGGUGGCAGCCUCAAGCGCGACAGCGCAAAGAAGGCAUCGUCGCCCGUUAGCAGUGAGGAGACUGCCAGCACCAUCGUCGACGCCCUUGCCGGCGAGGGUAAGGGUUCAAAAGGGCCCAUGUCUGCGGUACUCAGCAUGAAGCUGACGCAGCACAAGACCCGUGCUAUGAGUAGUGCCAACUGA
Molecule: messenger RNA, 4887 nt
Organism: Pyricularia pennisetigena
Lineage: Eukaryota; Fungi; Ascomycota; Sordariomycetes; Magnaporthales; Pyriculariaceae
Exons: 2
Coding region: 1-4887 (1628 amino acids)
Source: RefSeq, a predicted model, not a curated record